AGAGCGCCGAGGUCCGCGAGUGCGCCUGCGCGGGGCUGGCCCGGCUGGUGCUGCAGCGGCCGGCUCUCCUGGGCCUGGCGCGCCGAGACGCCGUGCGCGGCUGCUCCUGGACCCCAGCCUGGCCAUCAGGGAGACUGCAGCCGGCGCGCUGAGUGCUUGUGGAGGUUUUGAAGUUUGUGAUGACAUGGUGACUAAGGAUAUCAUGACCCCUCUGGUUGUGCUGCUAAAAGAGUGUAGUACUGGACCGGAUUCAAAUGAGAUGUCCCUGCAGGAGAAAAAAGAUCAGAACAGAAAUUCUAUUGAAAACAUAGCCAAUGAGGCUGUGAACGUGCUGUGGAAUAUAUGUGAAUGCAGUAGUAGAGCAGUGUCUAUAUUCAACAAAGAAGGGUGUUUGGAGAUUGUGUUAAAGUAUUUAAGUAGGUUUCCUACCAGUGUUGACCUGGCUAUUUCAGUAGCAUAUUGUUUGCAGACAGUGUGACUGAGGAUAACCCAGAGCUGCUGAAGUCUUUCAGUGCUACAGCAUUGAACGUACUGGAAUCAGCACUGCUUUCUCCUGUCAGUUCCAUGGAAUCCCUUCUAUUGAAGACAUUGGUAGCAGGCACAAUUUGGAGUCUAAAGGACAUUAUUCCAUGCAAGAGUCAAGCAGAAAUCAUAAAUGCCUUACUGAAGAUCUUAUCUGAAGUUUUGGGAAUGGAUGCUGGUGAAACAGUUAUUCAAAUUAAAGAGACUGAAACGCAAAGGUUAAAAACUGCUGCAGAGGCUGAGGAAAUAUUAGAGAACACUAAUGGGGAUGAUUUGAUUGAAGAUGAUUAAAUGGAAGGAAUUUCUCAUAAGAGAAAAGUCAGAAGGAAAACUUUCGUUUCAGAUUUA
Molecule: messenger RNA, 870 nt
Organism: Rhinopithecus roxellana (golden snub-nosed monkey)
Lineage: Eukaryota; Metazoa; Chordata; Mammalia; Primates; Cercopithecidae
Product: HEAT repeat-containing protein 3-like
Exons: 6
Coding region: 185-478 (97 amino acids)
Biological process (GO): protein import into nucleus; ribosomal large subunit biogenesis
Source: RefSeq, a predicted model, not a curated record